This is a messenger RNA of Cryptosporidium muris RN66, 3414 nucleotides long. RefSeq lists its product as uncharacterized. Bases 1 to 3414 code for a protein of 1137 amino acids. NCBI's taxonomy places the organism in Eukaryota, Apicomplexa, Conoidasida, Eucoccidiorida, Cryptosporidiidae. The record is from RefSeq and is a predicted model, not a curated record. Gene Ontology annotation, biological process: protein phosphorylation. Gene Ontology annotation, molecular function: protein kinase activity; ATP binding. The transcript has a single exon.
AUGUCAUGUCUUAGUAAGUCCUUCUUGUCAUAUUUAACUCUUACAGUAGAUGGUUCACUAUGGGCUAUAGAUGAGAAGGGAAGAAUACUUUGGCAAAACAAAUUGAUCCCGGGAGGAACCUUUCAUCCAAAAGAACUGGUUACUACUAAAGAUAGUAUUACCAAUAGGCUAUACUGUUCAUUUCAAGGUAGCAUAUUCUAUUACUCACUAAAUAAAAAUGUAGAUGACGUGACAACUGCGCAUGAAUUAAUUCCACUCGAUGGAAUUCGCAUAAACAACUUGGUUGAAAAGUGUCCAUUCCACUCGUCUUUAUUCCCUGGAGUAUACUUAUCUGGAUCUAGGCACUCUGAUAUAACUACAUUAGAUAUUAUGACAGGAAGAGUUGUUUCAAAUCCUGCAUCUCCUGAACAGUGUACAGUGCAUCCAGAUGAUGGUGGAAUUUCCAAACUAUCUCCUUUUAAUGAUGUAGUAAUUGGAAUUACAACUUGGUAUAUUAGAGCCUUAAAUAUAAACACCCAUAUGCUUGAGUGGGACUUACGUUAUGUGGAUGUUACAAGUCUUGAUCACGGAGUUAAUGACCACCUUGAUAAUCCAAGGCUAUUACAAUCAAGAAAUAGGACAUCAUUGUAUUAUGGUCCAACUAGACAUUCUCUUUACUUUGAUAAUGUAUCUGUAGAGUUUCCUUCUCAAAUAUCUAGUGUCUUUAAGUUAGAAACAGAUUCAGCAUUUCCAUAUUUUUCAUCGAGAUUACUUUAUUUGAAGGAAAUGACUGUUUCAAAUUAUUUCUACUCCUCUCAGAUGGUAUUAAGUCCAGUAAUAUCUGUAGGUAAUAUUCUUUUAACAGAAGAUGGUGAUUUAAUGAAGAAUUCAGGGAAAGACAAAAGUUAUUGCAUUGAAAGAUUACUACGAGAAGUUUUACCUUCUAUUCCCUUAAAAAAGUUUAUAGCCCCUCCACUUCUACCAUCACCAGAGGUUACAAUAGACGAACAUAUAAGCUUAUCUGAUAGUAGUACCUCUUCACAGUCCUUACCAUCUUUUUCAACUAACACACAAGCAUUAUCUUCAGAACAAUCUUUGUUACCUUCAACAUCUCCAUCAUCUGUUCUAGUAGUAACGGUGAGUAAAACAUAUGUUAUGGUAGUUACAGCAGUUGUAUUUUCUGGAGGUGUAGUCAUAAUUUUGCUUUUAAUUUUGGUAUUAAAGAGAACAAAAAGUAUUAGCUCAACUGAGAAAUUUUACUCAAAUGGUAUUACAGGUUCUAAGGGUGCAGAAGCACUAAAAAAUUCUUUUCUUGCAACAUCUUCAUAUACUAAGUUCAAUUCAGAGGAGAAUGAUCUUGAUUUAAAAGAUGAAAAUAAUUUGUUUAGAUUUGUAAAAAGUCACUCUAUGGUUGAUAUGAGGACAAGUUUUAUGGGGAUAUCAAAGAAUGUCUUUUUUAAAGCACUAAAUGGUAAGAAUGAUAAUAUAAUUCAUCAUAGAACUAUAGAAAAAUCUGAAGUGAAGUUUGAAAAGUCAGAGCAAAGGUCUGGUGUAAAUAUAACUCUAACUAGUAGUGACGCUACAAUACCUACCACUAUGGAUAUUACUACAGGUCAAAUUCCUGGUUCAGUUAUAUCAGUGGGUCCGAAAUCAUCUUCACUAUACUCAAUUCCAAGUGAUUCGGAAUUAGCUCGCUGUAUUGAUAAUGGUAGGUUUUCAAAAAAUUUUGAGAUUUGUAAAUUAAUUGGUCGUGGUGGAUUUGGUCAUGUAUAUCAAGUUGAGCAUAAACUUGAGCGUGGAACAUUUUAUGCAAUAAAAUUCCUAAGAUUAGGUCUUGGGGCAGAUGAUGACAUUACAAGAAUCAGAUACUUUAGAGAAAUCACAGCAAAUAGAACAACACUGAGCAAACAUGUGGUUCGUUACUACACAUGGUGGUGUGAAGAACCAGAAGCACUUCAAGGAUAUGUCGAAGGUAUAGAAAAUUUAGGUUGUCCUAAGUCUGUUUCACAGCUAUCUAUAAAGCCUGAAGUUCUUCAUAGGAGAAAUUUUAAGAAAACUACAAGACAAGAAAAGUACAAUAAUCUAAAUAUCCAUAAUGUAAACAGGAAAUUUAGUAGUGAUGACAGUGAUGAUGGUUUUCAGUUAGAGAAGGAUUACGAUGAAUUUAAUGAAUAUUCCUAUAGUGGGUCAUCUGAAGAUAGCCGUGCACCAUUUGAUGAUGAUAAUUAUAGCUAUCAGUUUGUGACCGGCAAACAAAUUUCGAAUUGGACCUUGAAUGUAGAUUCUGUAUCAAGUUUGACACCUAGUAUUAACUCGAGUAGUUUAGGAAUGACUACUGAUGAAAAUGACUUCAUAGCUUUUGAGGAAGAUAACUUCGAAGACACAAAAAGUGUAAAUUCUGUAAAUAGUAAGAGGCAGGAUAUUAAAUUCUCUGAAGACAAAUCAGACUUGAUAUUAAAUAACCCUAUGGAUGAUACUAGUGAUGACAAUGGUAUACUAUAUAGAACAAGAACAAUCACUUCAUCUAUAUCUCUAACAGCAGUAAAUAAAGAACAAAAUCAGGCUAACAGAUUUGGAUACAAAAGCCCAAAUACACAAUUAGGGAUUUCUACUCUUAAUGUACCCACUUCUUUAGAUCGUCACCACUCUCUAGUUUACUUAUCUCCAGGUUGCCGUCGUGCUAAUGGUCCAGUGUAUGAAGUGAUUAUGAUGAUUCAAAUGGAGUUAUGUAUAGGUGUUACUUUACGUUCAUGGCUAGGAGAUACAAAUAGAAGUACAACAAUUGGUGGUGGUGAAGUUGAAUUAAACUUUUUUAAACAGAUAAUCAAAGGUAUCCGUGAUAUACACGAGAAAGGAAUUGUCCACCGUGACUUAAAACCUGAAAAUAUAUUCGUUAAUCCGUGUACAUUGCAGAUAAAAAUUGGUGAUUUUGGCUUGGCUCGUUUGAUGUAUGAUAAUGAAAGUAAUGGUGCUGUAAAUAGUACAAAUCUGAAUAGUGUGAAUGAUAUAAAUUCAGCCACAAACUACAGUUUAAAUAAAUUUAUGGCCUCAAAUAGAAAAAAGAAGGGUCCACUAUCAAGACUAGAUUCACAAAUAAGUGUACGUGGGCAAUUAAUUGGAACUCCUGGUUAUACUGCACCAGAAGGUGGUGCUUUAUGCAAUGAAAAGGCAGAUAUAUUUUCGGCAGCAUUGAUUCUAUUAGAAUUACUGUGCCCAAGAUUCACAACAGCAAUGGAAAGGAUAAAUGUUUUGGAUAACUUUAGAAAUAAACGAAUAGUUCCAAGUUCCAUUAUUAGAAAUCACAAUUCAUGGGUUCCACUACUAAGAUCCAUGGCCUACCAAGACCCAGAACUAAGACCUUCAUCUGAACACGCUUAUAGAAUCGCAAAGGAGAUUAUUAGGAAUUCUAGCAACGUUUAUAAUAAACUAUCUUGA